CAUGGGGGCCGGUCCCAGCGCGCCACCUGCCGGCGGAGGGAGUCCUUUGGCGCUCGGGGCCUCACGCGGAGUACACGCUGCGCGGGCCAACAUGGCGGACGCGGAAGUGCUGAUUUUGCCAAAGAAGCACAAGAAGAAAAAGGAGCGCAAGUCGCUGGCCGAGGAAGACGUGGCGGAAAUACAACAUGCUGAAGAAUUUCUCAUCAAGCCUGAAUCCAGAGUGACUCAGUUGGACACAUCUCAGUGGCCCCUUUUGCUAAAGAAUUUUGAUAGACUUAAUGUCAGGACAGCACACUAUACACCUCUUCCUUGUGGUUCGAAUCCUCUGAAGCGGGAGAUCGGAGACUAUGUCAGGACAGGUUUCAUUAACCUGGACAAGCCCUCCAACCCCUCUUCCCAUGAAGUCGUAGCCUGGAUUCGCCGCAUCUUGCGAGUGGAGAAGACUGGACACAGUGGGACUCUGGAUCCCAAAGUGACCGGCUGUUUGAUCGUGUGCAUAGAGCGGGCCACCCGCUUGGUGAAGUCCCAGCAAAGUGCAGGCAAAGAGUAUGUGGGGAUUGUCCGGCUGCACAAUGCUAUUGAAGGGGGGACUCAGCUUUCUAGGGCCCUGGAAACUCUGACGGGUGCCUUAUUCCAACGCCCUCCGCUGAUUGCUGCCGUGAAGAGGCAGCUACGAGUGCGGACCAUCUACGAGAGCAAAAUGGUCGAGUACGAUCCUGAGAGGAGAUUAGGAAUCUUCUGGGUGAGCUGCGAGGCAGGCACCUACAUCCGGACACUGUGUGUGCACCUCGGCUUGCUGCUGGGCGUUGGUGGUCAGAUGCAGGAGCUGCGCAGGGUUCGUUCCGGAGUCAUGAGUGAGAAGGACCACAUGGUGACCAUGCACGACGUGCUCGAUGCCCAGUGGCUCUAUGACAACCACAAGGACGAGAGUUACCUGCGGCGGGUCAUCUUCCCUCUGGAGAAGCUGUUGACGUCGCACAAGCGGCUGGUUAUGAAGGACAGUGCGGUGAAUGCCAUCUGCUAUGGGGCCAAGAUCAUGCUUCCGGGUGUCCUCCGCUAUGAGGAUGGCAUUGAAGUCAACCAGGAGAUCGUGGUCAUCACCACCAAAGGAGAAGCGGUCUGCAUGGCUGUUGCCUUAAUGACCACAGCGGUCAUCUCCACAUGCGACCACGGCAUUGUGGCCAAGAUCAAGCGAGUGAUCAUGGAAAGAGACACUUACCCCCGGAAGUGGGGUUUAGGCCCCAAGGCAAGUCAGAAGAAGAUGAUGAUCCAGCAGGGCCUUCUGGACAAGCACGGCAAACCCACAGACAGCACGCCCGCCGCCUGGACGCAUGAGUACGUGGACUACAGCACCUCUGUGAAGAAAGAGCAGACAGCUGGAGCAGCCCAGGCCCCGCAGGGGGCCACUGAGGAGGUGAAGUCUGCCAAGCGGAAGCGAGACAGUGACAGUGACGAUGCCUCCUCGCCGGUGCCCACGCCACUGGUCAAGAAAGAGAAGAAGAAGAAAGACAGGAAGGCCAAGGUGGCUCCAGAGAGUGCUGACGAGCAUGCAGACGUGGACAGUGAUAGCUUGAAGAAGAAGAAGAAGAAAAAGAAGAAGAUCAAAGUGGAGGUGGUAUCCGAGUAGUGGGAGCACGCGCGGGUGUGUCCGGCCGGCCGGGAGGAACAUUCAAGCCUUACUGAGCAGGGGCCGGCUAGGCGGACUACUGCUUGGCCACACGCCCAGUAGCUUUUCCCCCUUGUCCUGUUCUAAGGAUCUGGGUGAACGGGCCUGACUGGACAGGUGACAGAAGUGCCCUCUGUCUCAGCUCCACCCAGCAGCUGCCCCCUGGUGGCCUGUGAGGGCAUAGCAACCCUCUUAAGGUGCGCCACCCCCACCCCCGCUAUGAAUAGUUAAGCUGAAGGCCGGGUUUUCUAGUAGAUGAAAGGGUGUAGAGCCUCCAGUGGUGGAAGAAUGAAUUGCAAUCACUGGCUGGAUGGUUUGUGCAGUCUGACACAUGUCAAGCCACCUGCCACCCGGAUUUUCUCUCUGGACUGGGCCUAGCAGUCUGGUGUGUGUCCUCAACAGUGGUGGACCCAUGUCAGUCUGGCCACCUGUGUUAGGGACAGAGGCCAGAGAACCCCCAUGCUUAUCCACCUUUUACAAUUUCUAUCAUUAGCUUUCAAAAGGAAGAAGUUACUUGUCCCUGGGAGAAGAAUGUAAAUUUUUUUUACUAAUUAAAUUUUACUUAAGUUUUUUUUUUUUUUUUUUCC
Erinaceus europaeus (western European hedgehog) is the source of this 2253-nucleotide messenger RNA. RefSeq names its product dyskerin pseudouridine synthase 1 (gene DKC1). Lineage: Eukaryota; Metazoa; Chordata; Mammalia; Eulipotyphla; Erinaceidae. Gene Ontology annotation, molecular function: RNA binding; pseudouridine synthase activity. Bases 2 to 1627 code for a protein of 541 amino acids. The record is from RefSeq and is a predicted model, not a curated record. Gene Ontology annotation, cellular component: box H/ACA snoRNP complex. Gene Ontology annotation, biological process: snRNA pseudouridine synthesis; box H/ACA sno(s)RNA 3'-end processing; rRNA pseudouridine synthesis. The transcript has 15 exons.